UUUCCCAAACCCAAGGCUUGCAGGCGGGCCUAUACCGUCAAUUUAGUUACUGAAGCCCAAAAUUGCGGUCUCUGUCAUCGAUCCACGUCCUACACAGUCCAAGCAAGCGGCUUGCAGCGGAUCCCUGUCUGUCGCCCGCACUUCAGAUCUAUGAGCACUUCCAUGUUCCACACUCGUCUCCGCUGUGAUGUUGCUAUUAAACCGAUCGUUGCUUCUCGUAAUUUGUUCUAAGGCAUAGCUCGGUACUCGUAAUCGGCGAACUUAGGAAGCCAGAAUUUCCGAGAUGGCUUUCAUGGCGGUUUUGGAAUCUGACCUUCGCGCUCUUUCUGCUGAAGCUCGCCGUCGGUAUCCUGCUGUUAAAGACGGCGCAGAGCAUGCAAUUCUAAAGCUUCGUUCUCUGUCAAACCCCAGUGAAAUCGCACAUAAUGAGGACAUAUUGAGAAUAUUUCUGAUGGCAUGUGACGUGCGAACAGUUAAGCUUAGCAUUAUUGGACUUUCAUGUCUGCAGAAACUCAUAUCUCAUGAUGCAGUUUCUCCAUCUGCUCUUAAAGAGAUAUUAUCCACACUGAAGGACCAUGCUGAAAUGGUAGAUGAGGGUGUUCAGCUCAAGACCCUGCAGACUAUAUCAAUAAUAUUCCAGUCACGUUUACUCCCUGAAAAUGAGCAUACAAUGGCCCAAGCUCUUGGUAUCUGUCUCAGGCUUCUUGAAAACUCUCGAUCUUCUGAUAGUGUGCGGAAUACUGCUGCUGCUACCUUCAGGCAAGCAGUGGCCUUAAUUUUUGAUCAAGUGGUUUUGGCUGAGUCUCUUCCUGCUGGCAAAUUUGGUUUUGGCAAUCAGCUUUCUCGUACAAGUUCUGUUACUGGUGAUGUUAACCGCAGUAUCAAUUUGUCAGACUCAUUAUAUCAUGAAUCUUUUUUUGGAGGGCCUCCAUUUAAGAGGGAGACUUUAACUGAAACUGGAAAACUUGGGCUUCGGUUGCUUGAAGACCUAACAUCUCUUGCCGCAGGUGGAUCUGCAAUUUGGUUACGUGCUAAUAUUCUUCAGAGGGCAUUUGCACUUGAUAUACUUGAGUUCAUUUUGUCCAAUCAUGUGGCUGUUUUCAGAACAUUGCUACCCUAUGAACAGGUUUUACGAGGACAGAUUUGUUCACUUUUGAUGACUUCCCUUCGUACCAAUUCUGAGCUUGAAGGAGAAGCCGGUGAACCUAGCUUUCGUCGUCUGGUCUUGCGGUCAGUUGCUCACAUAAUCAGGCUUUACAGUUCAUCCCUUAUCACUGAAUGUGAGGUGUUUCUCAGCAUGUUACUGAAGGUUACUUUUCUUGACUUGCCAUUAUGGCAUCGCAUUCUUGUUCUUGAAAUCUUGAGGGGUUUCUGUGUGGAGGCACGGACACUGCGGGUUCUUUUCCAAAAUUUUGACAUGCACCCCAAGAACACAAAUGUUGUGGAGGGUAUUGUCAAAGCUCUUGCUAGAGUUGUUUCAAAUGUUCAGGUUCAAGAAACAAGUGAGGAGAGCCUGGCAGCUGUUGCAGGAAUGUUUAGUAGCAAAGCCAAAGGUAUUGAAUGGAGUCUGGAUAAUGAUGCUUCCAAUGCUGCAGUCUUAGUUGCCAGUGAAGCGCAUGCGAUAACUUUGGCAGUUGAAGGUUUGUUAGGGGUUGUCUUCACUGUAGCAACUAUAACAGAUGAAGCGAUGGAUAUUGGGGAGCUUGAAUCCCCUAGAUGUGAUAACGAUCCACCAGUGAAAUGGACUGGGAAAACUGCAGUUCUUUGCUAUUCAAUGGUUGACUCUUUGUGGUUGACGAUACUUGAUGCAUUAUCCCUUAUGCUGUCAAGGUCACAAGGAGAAGCCAUUGUAUUGGAAAUACUCAAGGGAUAUCAAGCAUUCACUCAGGCAUGUGGGAUUCUUCGAGCAGUGGAACCUCUAAAUUCAUUUUUGGCAUCCCUUUGCAAAUUUACGAUUAAUUUUCCUGUUGAAAUAGAAAAAAAGAGUACUUUGCAGUCUCCUGUAUCAAAGCGGUCUGAAUUAUCAGUUGAUCAGAGGGAUAGCAUUGUGCUUACUCCUAAGAAUGUACAGGCCUUGCGAACUUUAUUCAACAUUGCUCAUAGAUUACAUAAUGUUUUGGGCCCUUCAUGGGUUUUGGUUUUGGAAACUUUGGCAGCUUUAGAUCGAGCGAUUCAUUCCCCUCAUGCCACUACUCAGGAGGUCUCUACCCUAGUCCCAAAGUUCACGAGGGAGUCAUCUAGCCAAUAUAGUGACUUCAAUAUCCUCUCUUCCUUGAAUUCUCAGCUAUUUGAGAGCUCUGCUCUGAUGAAUAUAUCUGCGGUGAAGUCACUUCUCUCUGCACUAUGCCAGCUUUCACAUCAGUGCAUGUCCAGCACUUCAAGUGGCUUGGCACCAGCCAGUCAAAAAAUUGGAAGCAUCAGUUUUUCAAUGGAGAGAAUGAUAUCCAUCCUUGUGAAUAAUGUUCACAGAGUGGAGCCAUUUUGGGAUCAAGUUGUGGGUCACUUUCUUGAGCUUGCUGAUCAUUCAAACCCACACUUGAGGAACAUGGCACUUGAUGCACUGGAUAGAUCUAUAUCUGCAGUCUUGGAUUCAGAUCAAUUUCUCGAUUACAAACAAUUCAAGUUACCUAAAAUAUCUCAAGAAAUUGAAGCGAACACCUCAGAGUUGAGGUCACUUGAAUGUUCCGUCAUAUCUGCACUAAAGGUUCUUUAUUUUUCUUGUCAAAGUGUUGAUGUUCGUGUUGGAUCUUUGAAAAUUCUUCUUCAUGUUAUAGAGAGACAUGGGGAAAAACUUCAUUUCAGUUGGCCUAAUAUACUUGAAUUGUUGAGGUCUGUAGCUGAUGUUCCGGAGAAGGAUCUUGUCACUCUUGGUUUCCAGAACCUUCAAGUGAUAAUGAACGAUGGACUAUCCACAAUACCUGCAGACUGCCUUCAUGUGUGUGUAGAUGUGACUGGCACAUAUAGUGCUCAAAAGACAGAGUUAAACAUAAGCCUGACUGCAAUUGGCCUCCUAUGGACUAUGACUGAUUUCAUUGCCAAGGGCCUUCUUAAUAAAUCUUUGGAAGAAAAGGAAACAGGAAUUUCAGGUGUUGGUUCCAUAGUGAAGCUGAUAGACAGUGAAAAGAUGGAGAAACAGACACUUGGUGUUUCCAAGGAUAUCAAAGACUCUGGUGUUUCCAAGGAUAUCAAAGACCAUGCUACCUAUUUGUAUGAUGUUGAUUGUGAGAAGCUUUUGUUCUCAGUUUUCUCAUUACUUCAAAACCUUGGUGCUGAUGAGAGACCAGAGGUCAGAAACUCUGCUGUGAGAACACUUUUUCAAACUUUAGGAACUCAUGGACAAAAGCUUACAAAAGGAAUGUGGGAAAACUGUCUUUGGAAUUAUAUAUUCCCAACGUUGGAGCGUGCUUCUCACAUGGCUGCCACUUCUUCAAAAGAUGAACGGCAAGGGAAAGAACUUGGGACUCGAGGGGGAAAGGCAAUUCAUAUGCUCAUACAUCAUAGUCGUAAUACAGCUCAGAAACAGUGGGAUGAGACACUUGUGCUAGUUCUUGGUGGAAUAGCUCGUAUAUUACGGUUAUUCUUUCCAUUUUUGAAGAGCCUCGAUAAAUUCUGGUCUGGAUGGGAGUUGUUGCUCCAGUUUGUUGAGAAUAGCUUCUUAAAUGGCAGUAAAGAGGUAGCACUUGCAGCCAUUAACUGCUUGCAGACAACUGUUAUUUCACACUCAUCAAAGGGGAAUAUGCCGAUGCCUUACCUUAUAUCUGUAAUUGAUAUUUAUGAAGUUAUUCUGGAAAAGCCUCACAGUUACAGCUCCGAUGCUGCCACCAAGGUGAAGCAGGAGGUUUUGCAUGAUCUUGGAGAGCUAUAUGUGCAAGCUCAAGGGAUGUUCAAUGAUGACAUGUACACACGAUUGAUUGCCAUCAUAGACAUAGCUGUGAAGCAAACCAUGUUAAUUAAUGAUAACUUUGAAGUAGAAUUUGGAAAUGUCCCCCCUGUGCUACGGACUAUUCUGGACAUUAUACCACUGUUACGCCCAACUGAGCACAUCUCCUCUAUGUGGCUUAUUCUUCUUCGGGAGUUCUUGCAGUAUCUUCCUGGUGAGGAUUCUCGCUUACAGAGUGAAGAUGAUAAAAUGGAUCAUGCAAGCAGUUCUAACUUUGUCCCAGACUCUAAUAAAAAGUACAAAGCACCUAAUGGCACUUCUUUAGUAUCACCUGACAAAGUAACAUCUUCAGGAACUGGAUCAAGUGCAGCUGUCAAUGCAGGCCUUCCUAGUUAUAUUUUUGUGGAAAAGCUAGUUCCUGUGCUGGUAGAUCUUUUUCUGCAGGCACCAGUAGUUGAAAAGUACAUUAUAUACCCUGAAAUUAUUCAAAGCCUCGGAAGAUGUAUGACAACCAGAAGAGACAACCCUGACAGUGCACUUUGGAGGUUAGCUGUUGAAGCAUUCAACCGAAUCCUUAUUGACUAUGUUAGCAAAUUAAUCUACAGCGGUCCAGAUUCUGGCUUUAGCAAACCUGCUAGAAGUCGUAUAUGGAAAGAAAUUGCAGAUAUUUAUGAAAUAUUCCUCGUUGGAUACUGUGGGCGAGCUCUUCCUUCAAAUUCUCUCUCAGCAUUGGUAUUGGAGGCUGACGAGUCCCUUGAGAUGUCAAUGUUAAAGGUUCUUGGUGACACUGUCCUUAAGUUGCCAAUUGAUGCCCCAACAGAUAUUCUGUGGCGACUGGUCAACACACUAGACCGUUGUGCAUCACGCACAUGCUCAUUACCUGUUGAGACUGUAGAGCUUAUGCCUUCACACUGCAGUAGAUUUUCGUUGACUUGUUUGCAGAAGUUAUUUGUUUUGAGCAGUUUUUCUAAUGAAGCCGAUUGGAGUUUGACAAGAUCUGAAGUGAGCAAAAUAUCACUUACUAUGCUCAUGACUAGAUGCGAAUACAUCUUUACCAGGUUUCAGAUGGAUGAGAAUGAGUUAGGUGAGCAUCCAUUACCAAAAGCAAGACUUGAAGAAAUUAUGUAUGUUCUCCAAGAACUGGCACAUCUCGUAAUACAUCCUGACACUGCUUUCGCGCUUCCCUUGCACCCAUAUCUGAGAGGUGGAUUAGCAGAGGAGAAGGAGAAGCCUCAUGGGCGUCCCCACCUGCUUGUGCUACUUCCUUCCUUUAGUGAGCUUGUUUUAUCGAGAGAACUAAGAAUACGGGAACUAGUGGUAGCAUUACUUCGAUUAGUCAGCAAGGAGUUGUCUCUGGAAAAGCUCAGCUUAACAAAUGAAAAGAAUACUUCCAGAUAAGAGCUUUUGUCAUUUGAUCAAAGUUUUUAGCUUAUAAGCCCUUUUUUCUUCUUAUUCCCCCUCUUCUUCAUUAGUAUUAUGUUGUAUAUUUUUAUGUAGACUAGACUAGGCCCACCCUGAUAGGAGGUUUUGCCCUGUAUCCUUGCACUGUUCAUCGGUCCUGCAUUAUGGCCUAGUGUCUGGUGUCAACCAUGCUUUCUCAUAUCCACCGGCCCCUUGAACUUAAUCACCACAUCUUUCGGGUCAGACUUGGAGACCCGUGAGCUUGGGACGAUUAGUUGAGCGGCUGAGAUAAAUAUGUGUAGUGUAUACAGCAAAAAGAACCACUUACGGGGACAGUUGACAAGGAGACUUCAUAACAGAAUGUCAUUGUGACUUGUGAGAAGAUCUACAUUCCCCUUGCCAUUUUUUUGUGUUCUAUCGUAUUCUGUGAGUAUACAUCGAACCCUAAUCUUUUCUUGCCACAUAAAAUGGUAAAAUAUUUUCUUGGGCAAGAAAGAUAUAUGUAUCAUGUUGUGCUGCUUUUAUAUUUGCAUUGAGGCAUACGUUCUUUUAGAAGAGCAUUCUUGAAUUUGAACACUUGUUUCCUUCAGCAGAGCCAUUUCCAUGCCGAGGGUAUCUUCUAUUCACUUCUAUUUGUCCUCAGUUGUAUAAAUAAUAUUGACAGUUAUUUCAUGCCUUGUUCUAUCCAACAUCUGGAUGUGAAGUUUUGGAGCAUUUUGGUUUUCAUGAGUCCCAGCUCCUAGUCGAUCUGCUUUUCGGCUCUAGUAGUUAUGGCGUGUCUUCUGAUGAUAGCCAUCUGGAUAUAGCGUGUCUUUUACAUACAAACACUCAGAAGCUAUAAAGCACGAAGGAAAAUUUAUACCCCAUAUCAACGGAGUAGAGGUUAAAGUAUUGGACAAGGAUGAGGAUGGCGCUUGUUUGUCCAUGUUAAAUUUGGCGCACCACACCUGGCUGGAUUAAAAGCAAGCUGAGGAUUCUGUUAAAUGUGUUAUAACUGUUUUAUGUAAUGCCACGGAAGAUCCUGCUUCUGACUUGGUCUUCUUUGUAGUAGUUUGACAUGUGGUUUUAAAGUGUUUAUUCAUUGGCAUAAUUAUGUGUUUACUUUUUCACUUUCAGACAACGAGGGAAAAAAGCUUAGUGCAUAUGAAUUAUUUAAAAGAAAAAAGAUCACUUUUUGCA
Prosopis cineraria is the source of this 6460-nucleotide messenger RNA. RefSeq lists its product as uncharacterized. The record is from RefSeq and is a predicted model, not a curated record. Lineage: Eukaryota; Viridiplantae; Streptophyta; Magnoliopsida; Fabales; Fabaceae. The coding region runs from base 284 to 5278 and encodes 1664 amino acids. The transcript has 44 exons.